Molecule: messenger RNA, 2178 nt
Organism: Hippocampus zosterae (dwarf seahorse)
Lineage: Eukaryota; Metazoa; Chordata; Actinopteri; Syngnathiformes; Syngnathidae
Exons: 7
Coding region: 1172-1807 (211 amino acids)
Source: RefSeq, a predicted model, not a curated record
ACUAUUAAAAUAAGCAAAAGUACAUUCAAUGACGUCAUGAAAAAAUUCCCGACAGGUAAGGCAAAGCUGUAUGUAAUAAAUGCACUGUUACAUAUGAGGAAGUUUGCCUGAUCACGUCUAAGGUGUCAGAAUAUAACACUUGUUAAAAUAUCUCUGGAUUAAAUUUAACAAAUAAAGCAUUCUCAUGUUUGUCGAAUGGAGACGUGAACGAGGCGACUCGUCACCUUACGUCACGACACGGGCCGGUAGCCAUGGAGAUACUUCCACAACAGGAUGGUCAAAUUUAGUCAGUUAUCAGAAUUUCGGAGAAGCUCAGGACAGUGCAAAAGUAUUGAAAUCGACAUAAAAUACACUAUCUUUAGAACAAAUAAGUGUAUUUGGCGUUAAGAUCCAUACAAGCCUCGUCGUGGUAUGGUACCACCUUCGAAGUCUGCCUGUUCCCAUCCUGACUUAAGUGUUUGGCUGUUUGCUGGGUACUCAGCCGGUGACAGGUCACCAUAAAGUGUUUAGACAAGAAUGACUUGUGGCAAAUACAUAGUUUUUCCAAGACUGCAUGCACAUCUGGACAACCCCCGUGGCCACCAACCUGGUGGUCAACACACCGCUUAUUGAGUGUUCGAUUUGAUAAAUGGAAUUGGCAGCGUAAAAAAAAAGAUGUAUUGUGUGAGGUUUGGAGGCAAUAAUACAGGUGCGAUGGACAACGUCUCAUUUCACUGUUUAUCAGAGCCGUUUAGAAUGAGAGUGAGAAGAUUGAAAAUAUGUCAAGGAAGAGGCGGGUAAUGUGGCGUUACAAACUAGCAGAGCUGAUCUCACGCCAGCCAACUAUUUCUGCUAUUUUUAUUUAUUUUUUACGACAGACACUUCGACAUCAUGCCAUUUUUUUCCACUGCUUCCAAAGUUUCUCUAUACUGUCAAGUUUGUAGCCCUCGUCUAUAGCGACUGGAAAAAUUAUAACAUAGCAAAUAAUAACUCCGGCUAAAACUUAUCAACACUGGUAUUGACAUUCAAAUUCAUCUAAAGGUUAGGGCCCUGCGUACUUGUACAUGUGGCUAAAAAUGUAAUGUCAACUAACUACCAGGGUUACACUUAACUCUCCAGAUUGAGGCUUUUGUCGGAGGAAAUUGUUUACAUGCACUGUAUGUGUACAGUCGAAGUUGUUUAGCUGUCUUGUAUGCAGGGACUCAAGCCUGGACACACUAGAAAGAAACCCGUGCACCCUCGGAGAAUAGCGGGCAAGGCUGGACAGAUUUGUGGGUCCUACUGUACAAGUGCAGUUGGCCUGGGCCAGACACGCACACAUGCUGCUGCAUUGCUGAUUGUCAUUGCGACAAGCAUCAUGUUGAGGGACCCCAAGUCACAUUGGCGGACACCAGCCGCAAUGUCAAAGAAAGGUGGGUUUGGACAUCAUCGGAAAGACACGCCACUCAGCCACGCACAGACACUGAGUCUGUGCACGGUGGACGGCAGCAGUGAUACUCAGCCCCGGAGAGUCAACGGCUCUUCUGUGGAGGCACCGAGCUACCAGAACUUGCACCGAGAGUUGCUGCUCAGUCACAAGCGCGGCCUUGUCCUGGAGGAGAAGCCGGAGCUGAAGCGAGUGCUGGAGCAGCGGCGACUAGUGCUGCACAGGGACCAGGAGAUGGCUCAGCAGCGGCCCUCGGAUCUGGAGACGGAGCUUCGCAAAAGACAGCAGAAGCUGCAAGAGUACGAGCAGGAGGAGAUAAGGCAGAGGGAGAACCAGCAGAAGAUACCAGAAUUUGUUCGUGUAAAGGACAAUCUGAGACGCACGCAGAUGUUCGAGCAGUGAAGUGCUGGCCAUUCAACUGCCAUCAGUGCAUAUUAUUCACUGGCUCUCGUCUCCAACUUGGAACCAAGAGUCAUUUAUGGCGGGAAACACAAAGUUCGAUACAGUCUGUUCAGGUAUUCCUCACAGUUGUCUUUACGUGUGCUGAGUGAAUGGUUUUGAUGUGUUUUUUUACUGUCAGGGUGUUAUUUAAACUGACCCCAAAUCAACUACUCCAAAGCAGUGGAAGGGCUACACCUCUUUCAUGAGAUGUUUUCAGGAUGUUUUGGAAAAACACUCUUAUGUCUAAACAAAAGUGAUAAACUGAAAGGUUUCUGUCACAACUUUUGCUGUUCCAAGAGUGCAGUGAAAAUAAAGCGUAUGGCUCACAGAGA